Molecule: messenger RNA, 1175 nt
Organism: Strongylocentrotus purpuratus (purple sea urchin)
Lineage: Eukaryota; Metazoa; Echinodermata; Echinoidea; Camarodonta; Strongylocentrotidae
Exons: 6
Coding region: 171-1175 (334 amino acids)
Molecular function (GO): protein binding
Source: RefSeq, a predicted model, not a curated record
GAUGUUACAACCUGUGUUCCCGCACAUGUCACUGUCGAGAUGGGGAAGAUGAUUGUAACUCGGUGACUGGUUCUUGUAGCUCAGGUAGAUGCCACCCACGAUGGACGGGGGAAAGCUGUCAAAUAGGUCGCUUUCAAUCUGCACGUGAGAAGACAAAUCCUGGUAUUGCCAUGUUUUCCUGUGCAAUCUCGUUCGAUUCACCAACUAGCGUUGAACCUGACUUUGUGAAAGCUACCACAGGGGAUUUCUCAAGGGACAACUGGGAAACGGCCAAAGAUCCUCCACAAAACAUCUCUUCAACAAUACUCAAUUUCACGUUCAACAUCCAAGAUUUUCCGGAUGACAGUUCUAUGUAUUGUUUCAUCGGGGACCCUUUCAAUAAAUCGUCCGAGUUCGGCUAUGUGAAGUUGGCAUCUGCUGCUCUUUAUGAGCUGCCAAUCUUAACUUUACUACCUACGUUAGUUGCAUCCAGUCAUUACUGGGUCGUCAUCUCUUGGAGACCCUGGAACCGUUCCAUCGAUGCAGGUGAUGGUCCCAUUACUGGCUACAGGGUUUACGUUCAUACUAAAGAUGGGAACGAGACACACAGCGCUACCUUGCUAUCAGAUGGAUCUUUGAAUACUGGGUCUUCAAGAGGUAGGAGGGAAGUGACUAGUGAAGGAUUAGACUUGUUGGAGUACAACAUCACUGGUCUCGAAGAAGGGACAAACUACGAGAUUCAAAUCGCGGUGAUUCGGGAAGGUCCGAAAGGAGAAGGAGAUCGAGGACCUACUUUCAGUGUGAAGACCCAGGAGUUAUUGACCAUAGCGGCCAUAGGUCAUAUCGCUGGCGGCGCCGCUGGAGGAUUGUUAAUCAUUUUGUGUCUUAUUGUUAUCAUCGUCCUGUUGUUACGGAGAAAAAGAAACCGACGUGACAACAUUGGUAAACGAUCACCUCCUCUACAGCCUGCACAUAACGACUAUACACCCCGUGAGGAACUGGAGACAGACGAAGAACUGGGACGAUCUGGCCCAUCGCCGUCGAUCUCCUCACGACCCCAGGGAGACCCGCUGUUUCUCCGAAACGUUGGACACAUGCAGCAGCAUCAUCAGAGGCGAUGGAUCGCGAGGAUGUCGGGGUACCAUCCGUCAGUUCUACAGAGAGUCGUCCAAAGGAGCUUAACUCGAUACCAUUGA